AUGUUAGAAUUGCAGAGCCUUUAGUUUUGUGGAUCUCCUGAAAUGCACUUGAAAUAAGGAAACUCCUAAACUGUUGAUUUUUAUUGUUUAAGUGUUUUCCUUUAUGAAUUACUUGCAGAUCACCACCUUGCUAUUCAACAGACACAAAUUAAAUAUAUUAAGAUAUUUCUCUCCUAUAAAUUAAGUUUUCCUAAUGAUGUAAUAUUUUUCAUUAAAAUCAAGUUUAAUUUAUCAAAGAGUUUGAAAGUUUGCUGAUACAAUCGCUAGAUAAAAACGUAAGGCAAAGUUUAGGAGAUUCUGAAGGAAUAUAAGAGAUCUUUCAACAUUCUUUUUUUGCUUAAAUUGACUUUAAAUUACAAAUUCCUAAAAGGUUAAACCUCCAUUUCCCCCAGAUCCUUAAUAAAUGAAUUUUGUUGAAAGGAAUCAUAAAAAGGAGAAUAAGAUUUUAAGAAAACGAUUGCUUCAGAUAAAGGUGCAAAUUUACCAGCUAUUUUGGGUCAUCAUUUUAUUAUGAAUCUUCCUAAGUUACUUGGAUAAAAUCAGUCUAUAAAGAGUGGAUUGCACACAUUAAUUUAUAAACCAAUACUCUUUGUAUGACAUCUUACCAUAGUUAAGGAAGAUAAUUACUUGUUUUCUAGUAUUUUAAGAUCAACUAAAUCACAGGAUAGUGUCCCUUUAGGUUAAUCCGUCAAGAAUAAUGCUAGAUCUUGCUAAAUUUUAAAUUAAAUAUAAUAAUCAUUAAAAGUAGAUUGUUACAAUCAUCUUUAAAAUAAUAAAUUAGGAGAGAAGGUACUUUUCAAAAAGUUUGA
Messenger RNA from Paramecium octaurelia, 809 nucleotides. The record is from the annotation of a GenBank genome assembly. NCBI's taxonomy places the organism in Eukaryota, Ciliophora, Oligohymenophorea, Peniculida, Parameciidae.